This is a messenger RNA of Onthophagus taurus, 1889 nucleotides long. RefSeq names its product glucose-6-phosphate 1-dehydrogenase Zw (gene Zw). The record is from RefSeq and is a predicted model, not a curated record. Gene Ontology annotation, cellular component: cytosol. Gene Ontology annotation, molecular function: NADP binding; glucose-6-phosphate dehydrogenase activity. Gene Ontology annotation, biological process: pentose-phosphate shunt, oxidative branch; glucose metabolic process. Lineage: Eukaryota; Metazoa; Arthropoda; Insecta; Coleoptera; Scarabaeidae.
AGUUUGUUUAGAAACUUUUAGAAAGUAUUCUAAAUCGACUUGUAUCAUCAUUCUCGGUUUAUUUCGUUUUAAAAUUGCGAGAGGAUCGGUAUUUCAUCUAUAAUCUAGGUGUUCCAUUUUAUACGAAUAAUUUCUAAUCCAGUAACCAGGAAAAAUGUCAGCUGAGGUUCAACAAACUGAAGAAUGUCUGGAUUUGUACAGGAAAUCUUUAAAAAUCAUCGAGACAGAUCACGAUGGGGCACAAUUCGAUAUGGAUCGUCCCCAUGCUUUUGUUGUAUUGGGAGCUUCAGGUGAUUUAGCCAUGAAGAAAAUUUAUCCAACUCUUUGGUGGUUAUUCAGAGAUGGUCUCCUCCCAGUAGACACAACAUUUUAUGGCUUUGCAAGAUCAGCAAUGGAUAUUAUAGCUCUACGUGGAUUGUGCCACAACAAUAUGAAGGUAAAAGAUAGUGAAUCUUCAGUUUAUGAAGCAUUCUGGAAGCGGAACUUUUACAUUAAAGGAAAAUAUGAUGACUGUCAUGAUUUUGAAAGGUUGGAUGCUGAAAUUGUUGCCCGAGAAAAAAUUAUUGCCAAUAGAAUUUUUUAUCUUGCCUUACCACCAUCUGUUUAUGAAAACGUCACUGUUAAUAUUAAAAAUGCUUGUUUGUCUAAAAAAGGUUGGACGAGAGUUAUUAUAGAAAAACCAUUCGGUAGAGACUUGGCCAGCUCUCAAGUUCUUUCCGAUCACAUCGCACGAUUAUUUACAGAAAAGCAAGUUUAUAGAAUCGAUCAUUACUUAGGAAAAGAGAUGGUCCAAAAUCUGAUGACUUUAAGAUUUGGUAACCGAAUUUUCUCACCGACUUGGAAUCGCGAUAACAUCGCCUCAAUUCAAAUCUCGUUCAAAGAACCGUUUGGCACUCAAGGUCGCGGUGGUUAUUUCGAUAACUUCGGAAUUAUUCGCGAUAUAAUGCAAAAUCAUCUUUUACAAAUCCUCACGCUUGUUGCGAUGGAAAAGCCGGCUUCGUGUCAUCCCGACGAUAUUCGUAACGAAAAAGUUAAAGUUCUUCGCUGCAUAAAACCACUUCAAAUGGAAGACGUCGUUUUGGGGCAAUAUGUUGGGAACCCAGAUGGUGAGGGUGAAGCGAAAUUAGGUUACUUGGACGAUCCAACCGUUCCUAAUAAUUCGAACACCCCGACUUAUGCUCUGGGAGUCUUGCACAUUAAGAAUGAACGCUGGGAUGGGGUUCCUUUCAUUUUAAAAUGUGGAAAAGCUUUAAAUGAACGCAAAGCGGAAGUUCGCAUUCAAUAUAAAGAUGUUGCUGGGGACAUUUUUGAAGGGCAACCAAAAAGAAAUGAAUUGGUUAUUAAAGUUCAACCUGGCGAAGCUUUGUAUGUUAAAUUAAUGGUAAAAACUCCAGGGAUGACUUUUGAUAUGGAGGAAACUGAGUUGGAUUUAACUUAUGGGAGUCGAUAUUCUAACAUAAAGUUGCCUGAUGCUUAUGAAAGAUUAAUUUUGGAUGUAUUUUGCGGCUCCCAAAUGCAUUUCGUUCGUGCCGACGAGUUGCGCGAAGCUUGGAGAAUUUUUACCCCGAUUCUUCACAAGAUUGAAAAGGAAAAUAUCGCCCCGAUUAAAUACAUGUUUGGAAGUCGCGGCCCAAAAGAAGCCGAUGACAAAGUAUUCAGCAAUAAUUUCCAAUACUCAGGCUCCUACAAGUGGAAAUCCUCUUCUUUAUAAAAUAAUAACAUAUAUCAUUUACAAUUUUAUUAGGUUAGUUCCAAAAAAUAAUUAAUCCCAGUUUCUUGCAAUGUUUCUUGUGAUAAAACGCAAAGGCGUGUUAUUUUUGUUAUGAUUAAAACGAUUUUGUACGUUUGUAAUAUUUAUUGAAACGCAAUACAUUCCAUUUUCAAUAACA